This is a messenger RNA of Drosophila subobscura, 1399 nucleotides long. RefSeq names its product lanC-like protein 3 homolog. Bases 79 to 1341 code for a protein of 420 amino acids. The record is from RefSeq and is a predicted model, not a curated record. Gene Ontology annotation, biological process: peptide modification; carbohydrate metabolic process. The transcript has a single exon. Lineage: Eukaryota; Metazoa; Arthropoda; Insecta; Diptera; Drosophilidae. Gene Ontology annotation, cellular component: plasma membrane.
CACUCACAACUCACACUUGAAACCCUGCAAACGUUGCUUAAAAUCUCUUCUCUGAAUUCCGAAAAAUACAAAACUAAAAUGCUAGGUCAUAAUCGCUCUCUUCCAAAUCCGUUUCCGGAUUUCGUCCCGGGCGAGGGACAGACUGCAGCCGAUGACAAACAAAUCAAAAGUUUGAUUCGGUUGUACGUGCAGACCAUUCUGGAGGAGAAUGACUCGGAGGUGGAUGAGCGCGGUGAUUUGUAUGUGGGAGAUGCUGGCAUAAGCUUCAUGUUCUGGAAGCUCUACACAUCGGAGCAGACUCGCUCUAUGUUCCCUAAAGCACUGGACUACGCCCUCGCCUUGAUGGGCAACGCCAAGCAGAAGUGCAAGCCACAUUUGAAGCGAUCCGCGGAACGCUUCUCCUUCAUCUGUGGUAAUGCUGGGAUAUACGCCGUGUCCGCCGCCAUCUCGGCAGCACUCGGGAACACCAAAGCCUUGACCAAGGAUUUGGAUAUCUUCAAGACGGGCAUUCCGUCCAGCUUGGAGAGAAUGCACACAAAAACUGGCUGCGACGACUUCAUGCAGGGACGAGCUGGCUAUCUGGCUGGCUGCUACUGGCUCAACGAGGUUCUCGGACGGAAGGAGAUCCCCGACGAUACCGUCAUCGCCAUUUGCCAGAUGAUCGUGAAAAGUGGCCGCGAGUACAGCAAGAUCCGCAAGAGCCAGUCACCGCUGAUGUAUCAGCAUUACGGAACCCAGUAUCUGGGAGCUUCCCAUGGCAUCUGCGGCAUUCUCCACAUGCUGCUCGACAGUCCCUGGUUCCGCACAACACCAAUGUCUGCCCCGGAAGACGUGAUACGCGACAUUAAGACCUCUAUUGACCUCUUUGUCAAACUUCAGGACAGCGUGGGAAACUUUCCAGUGUCCAUGGAGGACCUCUGUACUGGACGGGAUCCAGACCGGCGCCUGCUGCACUGGUGUCACGGCGCUCCAGGGGCUGUCUACUUGCUGGCCAAGGCCUACUUGAUAUUCAAUGAUGAGAAGUACUUGGCAGCCAUACGUCAGGUGGCGGAUCUCGUCUGGGUGCGGGGAGUCUUGCGCAAGGGUCCAGGCAUCUGUCACGGCGUGGCCAGCGGUGGCUAUGUCUUUCUGCUGCUCUUCCGCCUCACCAACGAGAUGAUGUACCACUACAGGGCACUCAAGUUCAUGGAGGUGCUGACCGAUGCCGACUACCAGGAGCAGGCUCGUAUGCCCGAUCGUCCACACAGCCUUUUCGAGGGCGUGGCUGGCACUGUGUGCUUUCUGAUUGAUCUUUUGAAUCCGGAGCAGGCCUCGUUCCCCUUCAUGGAUGUGCUUCAUUAGGUAUUAGUUUUAUUUUUAUUAGUUUAUGUCAAAUUGAAGUGCAGCAAUGUGUUUCUGU